AUGAAACAUAAUAAGGAAUAAUUAAUCAACAAGGAAAAUCUGAAGAUAAUUAGAUAAUCUGAACUGAUUCAAAAUACAGUGGUGUGGACCAAUAAAAAUUUGUUCCUUCGUUAUUGCCAAUCUUAGAAUUAUUAUUACACUAGAGAUGUAAAUGAAAUUCUUGCCGAUACUUCAUCAAAAGCUGUGAUCAGAUACAAGGAUUGGUAUGGAUAUGACGAUGAUGAUGAGUACCUAAAAAGGUAUUAUUUUACUGAUGAAUAUCCGCAGAAGGUCCAGUUGUUAACUGAAUACUAUAAAUUUCAUACAGAUAUUGCCAGAUUAUUUAUGGAACCAAUUGCGACCUUGCUAAACAAAUACUACGAUAAGAAGCGCAAAUAUGAGUACUACAGGAUUGCUCGUUUAAUUGAAGAUGAGAAUAAGAAAAAUCCCAAUCGCCCUCCAAAAGGUAUUGUUGGUGAACGACCCUCCCCUGCUAAUUCACAGGAAACCCAAAAAGAAGAGGAAUCACCUACAGCAGCAAGGAGAUUCAGAAAUAUUCAAAUUUUGAAAGACCUGAGUUGGUUAAAUAAAUCAAGAAUAUUAAAUAAAUAGAAAAUUGACAUUUCAUGCACAUUACAAGAAAUUUGCAAACAUCUGGGUAAUUAGGCGUUUGAACAAUCCUCACUUUUCAUCCAGGCAGGUAAAACAGAAGAAUUGCAAUUGAAUAAAUUCCUAAACUACAUGAAUCAACAGGUCAAAAAAGCCUAGCCCAAAGGAGAUUCUCAACACCUAAAGUCUAAGAAAAAGUUGAGUCAACCUCAUGAGUUGUUAAUUUAAACCUUGAUUUAAAAACAAUAAGAAGAAUCUAAAUCUAGGUUUGGCUCUCAGCAUUCUAAAUAAAAUACUGAAUUAUUGCUACAGAUGAAUAAAUUAUCGAAAGAUAUCAAUGUGAAUUUUGUGAAAAAUCAAGUUGAUUCCUUAUUCAAAAGCAAAUAAAGUAAUGACAAUCCUCAAAGUCUGACAAGAGUUGAUCAGAAUGAACAAAUUAAAUAAUCUGCCAAUCCAAAAUCUAAAACUAUUAUCUAACAUUAGCCCAAGAUCUCUACUCAACUUUUCCUGAAAGACUUGAAGAAAAAUGUGCAAUCUAUUCCUUAAUUACUCAAUAAAUAUAAUCAAAACAACAUACCAUCUCCUACAACCAAUCCUCAUAAUAAGGUAUCUACAUCCAAUCAAACAAAUAUAGGCAAAUUGAAUCUAAAAUAAGUAUCUAAAUUAUUGAUUGAGGAAGACCCUACUGAAUAAGAAAUCAAAUGGAAAAAUGGAUCCUAAACCCAUAGACCUCAAUCAGGGACUCAAAAUUUCUUUUCAAACAGAAACAGUCCCACUAUUUCCAGGGGAGCACAAAAUGAUUUAAAAAUAAAUAAAAUCAAGUAGACUCCAACCGCAUCAUAAUAAGCAAAUUCAAAAAUAACUAAAUAAUCAGGAUCUCAAACGAAUCGAAAAUCUUCUCAACCUAAUAUUCAUAUUCGUUAUACAUCCAAUCAAGACAAAGUCAUUAAUAUCAACAUCAAUAUUAAUGAUCAUCCAGAGUUGCAGAAAUAAUAAUAAUAAAAGCAUAAGAAAAAUUAAUCGGAAGGUAAACCACUUUAAUUGAAUACUAAUUUACCUGAUACUUAAUAAGAAUAUGUCUGCUUAACUGACAGAGGAGGAGCUAGCGAAUUUUUAUUCAAAAAUAGCAUUGCUGCUUCUUGUCAAAAUUCCCCAAAGACUCAAAAAUUAAAACGAGUUAGUAGUGGAACAACAACUUUGAAAUGCUCAAUGAGUACCAAAAACUCCUUAAUACAAUAAAUGAUAUCUUAAGUAACCAAGUAGUAGUAGAAAUAAGAAGUUCUUUCAUCUUAGUUUAGAAAACCUAUUUGA
Molecule: messenger RNA, 1899 nt
Organism: Paramecium tetraurelia
Lineage: Eukaryota; Ciliophora; Oligohymenophorea; Peniculida; Parameciidae
Exons: 5
Source: RefSeq, a predicted model, not a curated record